Tyto alba (common barn owl) is the source of this 5698-nucleotide messenger RNA. RefSeq names its product RING finger protein 151. Lineage: Eukaryota; Metazoa; Chordata; Aves; Strigiformes; Tytonidae. The record is from RefSeq and is a predicted model, not a curated record. The transcript has 7 exons. Gene Ontology annotation, molecular function: zinc ion binding. Bases 301 to 1167 code for a protein of 288 amino acids.
GUGGGGCAGCCGCGGGACCGAAGCGGAUGACCGUGCGGAGCCGGGCCGCGGGGCGAGAGGCGUUGCGCGGGGACUUGAGCGUUGGACAAGGGCUGCUCGCCGGCGGCAGGCCCGGCGCCAGUACCGGGCUGGCGGCGGCUUCGCUAUCCCCACGGCGGGGGGAGGCAUAAUAAAGCAGUGAAAAGAAUCUGAAGGAAGUAUUACCUGUCUUACUUAUCAGAAAUCUGUUUCUGAAGUAUUUGGACAAACUACAUAUAUAUAUGUAGUAAAAUCUAAAAAGCUUGAAAGCGUGCGGAGAGCAUGGGUUAUGAUAUCGAGCGUUUCGUUGGCUACGUUAAUGAAGGGCUGUUAUGCUCCAUCUGCCGUGAUGUGUUAGAAGAUCCGUUACAGGCUCCUUGUGAACACGCUUUUUGUACCGCGUGUAUACACGUGUGGCUUGUGCAUCACAGUAACUGCCCUGAAGACAGACAAAUGAUUGACGUAUCUUUGCUACGACCUCUCUACAGAUAUAUGAAAAAUGAUUUAAACCGUCUUCAGCUCCGUUGCAAAAACAGAGAGUAUGGUUGUGAAAUGGUUUGUUCUCUGGAGUCUAUAGACAGGCAUGAAAGGGAGUGUGAAUACAGUCAGAUACCUUGCUCCAAUGCUGGUUGUACAGUUCAGAUCGAGCGACGUAACUUAGAUGGUCACCUGGCAGUGUGUGAAUAUCGGAGCCGCGAAUGCCCCAAUGGUUGUGGUUACACCAUUCUCAGUGCAGAAGACACGCAGCAUAAUUGUGUGGCAGAGCUAAGAACAGAGCUAGAACUACUUCGGUCAGAAAUGAUCUGCAGAGUGGAGGAGGCAAAACAUGAGAUGGAGUCAAGGUUAGAUUCACAGAGAAGACAUAUGGUCCAAAAAGAGAGUAUUCUGCAAAAUGAAAUUGAAGAACUAAAGAGUCAGAUGUCACGAGUGAUGUCAGAUGUUCGCUCUCUGAUGGCUGCAGAGAGACAGCACCGUCAGGAGCUGGAGCAGGCAGAGCUGGAAAAACGGGAAUUAAUGGAGCUGCUGAGGGGGCUGCAGAAGGACUGUCGAUUAACUACUACAGAAGGAAGCAGAAAGUCAACAAAUUUCCGCCCUCUGACACGACUAGAGAGUGUAAAACGGAAACCUAGGGAGGUUACAGUUAUCUAAACAGAAGUAAGGUCAAAAAGCAUUUUCUUCUCAUUUCUGUGACCAUCUGGCAAACUUUUCCACUUUCUGUGAAUGAUUGUUUAACUUUAUACCAUUUCCGAUUUAUUUGUUUUCUUUUAAAAUCUAGGUUACGAUUUUAUUUCCUAUUGGGGCAUAAAACCAAAUGGGUGAAUUUUCUCUUGGGGAACUAGGCAUUAAAACCAGUAAUUGGCAAAUACAUUUUUAGCUAAGGUUUUUAUAAAAAGGGGGAAGGAGACUUGAUUUGUUAUCUCUUCAGUGCAUCAUUUAUAGGAGUCUUUCAAGCCUGAAAGCUAGAGCCCUUUAUAGUCCGAGAUACUGUAAUGUUGUUUCCUUCCCAGUCCAUUAUAAUCCAUUUAAGUCUAGUUUAUGCUUAUCUUUGAAACAGAAAAAAUAUGAUCAUCAGUAAUGACACGUGGGAUGUACUUAAUUUUGGGAAAAGUCAGUAAUAGAAUUAGUAAGUCACUAAUAGAAUUUAAUAGAUUUUGUUUGUUUAUAGUCUGUCGAAGGUCUAUUUCAAAGGUGGAAAGAAAGCACUUUAAAUUGUAAUUCUACUAUGUAACAGCUUCAGGUGAGGUUGACUUUUAGUUAGAGCUUCUCUAAUUUCCCAGGUUGCUACACACUUAGGAGACUAAUACCAAAGUCCAAGGUAGUAGUCAUCUGGAACCUUUUACAUAGAUGUGUGAGUGACUUGGAGCUUGCAGGAAGGGAUCUGCAUUUUAUUUAAAAGUCUGAAGCUUUUGUAUGUGAAAGUAUCAACUAUUUCUACAGGGUCCUUUAAGCUUAAGACCAGCCCACUCGGUACUCAAUAUCUUUAAAGCAUAUGUAAAUACCUAGAGAAUCCUUAAUUUUCUUUUGGCAGGUUUAAGGCUACUUGAACAUUAAUAUCCACAACAGACGAAUAUUUGCACAGUCAUUUGAACUUUGGACAUCUUUAUUAGUACUCAAGUUUGUAAUUGUGUAAGAGCUAGGAUUCUUUAACAGACCCACAAAUACUGAAUCAAGGGGGCAUUUAUCUAUAAGGACUGCAUGAGAAAUCUGUACAGUUCGAAGACUUUUCUUUCAACUUCUCACACAGCCUGUUCAUGUUGUUUUCAGUGGUAUAACUAAGCCAUAUCUUGUCCGUUGCCGCUCUUCAGUGGAGUAACUGGGGAAGAACCUGGCCUCCUCUUUGCUGAAUGUGGUUCAUCAGUUUUGAACCUUCAGGAAAAUGUGUGCAGGUGCAACAAUCUGAAUAAGCUAAUUUUAUAGUUUAAAAAGCAAAUACAUCACUGUGCAUGCCUUGCUGUCACUCAGAGCAAUGUUUUUAUGGCUAACAGCAUAACCAAAGAGAGAGGCAGCAACCUUCUUUAGCCCAUGCGCUACAUUAUGAAGACUUGCUGUCAGAGCUGUCUUAAUUUCAGGCAUUAAUAAAUCUUUCUAACUUGCUGUUUCUUUAGUACCACUGAAGCAGAUGUGCGCAUAUUCAGGUCUUGUGCAUUUAAAAACUGACAGAAAUAACUCUUCUGUAAAAGAUUUUUUUUUUUUUUUUCCCAAAAGAAAACAUUCAUAGGAAGAGUUAUGCCCACAUAUUUACUUGUUUUCAGUCCUUAUAUUCUAGAUUAAAUUACAAUCAUUGACAGUAUUUAGGUUGCUAUAGCUGUCUCACCAACUCAUGACAUAGCACAUCUCUUAAUAAGCAGCCAAAUUUAACAAUCUGAAACAGUAAAACAGUAGCUGUAGUUUGGGAAGACCUUCAGUCACACUAAACAUUCAGUGGUCGAGUCACAUACAUCAGUGUGUGCAUAUUAAAGCUGUAGGUAGAAAGUAAGAAUGUUUUUAUUAUCUUGUGUUCUAAAUAAGCAAGUUGUUAGUGUCUGUGGUCUGUGAGACUAUUUCAGCAUUAACACUAAUUUUUAAGCUUCCUGGCAACACCAGAUGUCAUGCUAUUAGACUCAAUCAGUGCUUUUCUGUGUACUGUAACUGUGUGGUUCUGUGAUGUGACUUUAUCUACUUUGCUUAAUGUAAAAGAACAAAGUGACUUCAAAAUCCUAUAGAACUCAGAUGAGCUGGAUCAUCUUUCCCAAGUUCAAGAGCAGUAAAGAUCACCCAAUCUUUGCUGUUCUCACCACAGAAAAAAGGCAACUUAAUAGUUGCUCGGUGCUUUCUCCGUAAUGGGAUGUCUGCAUUUGUUUGUUUUAGGAAUUUCACCCACUUAUUUAUGACUGAAUUCCUUCUAGUAUAGGAAAUAGGGUUUAUUUAAUAUUUACUUAGCAUUUGGUCUGCUAAGUGACAGACAUGAAACUGCGUGAAGCACAACCUUUGUAGCUUCUAGUUGCCACCUCUGGAAGGUCCGAACUUCAAGCGUUGAAAUUAGGCAACACUUCGGGCCCACCUGCUGCUGGAAUAACCUGUCAGCUUGGGUUUCCUUUGGCAGCAACGAAGCACUUGCAGAGAUAUUUUCAAUGGGCACAUAAUAGCAUCAGAUCCCUCCAGUAACUUCAAGCUUAAUCCCAUUCCUCUGUGCUAACUGUUCUGCAUUUAAGAUUUUCCUCUGCUAAUGAACCACUCACAGCGUGGCGUAUGCUGAAGUAUCAUCAUUUUACCUGUCUUACAAUUAACUAGGGUGAAAUUAAAUAGCCCAUUAUGGUGAUAUUCUAUCUAUCUACUUUAAGUUUUCCAACCUCAUGCAUUACACAGCUCUUAAUAGCAGCUGGCAGAAGCAAGGGUUUUUUUUUUUUCUUUCUUUCAAAUAGUCCAUAUAUCCUUUUUAUAAAAAUUAAGGGUCCAAGCAUUGUAGUAGACUUGGUGUAAGUGAAGGCAUUCAGUUGGAAAUGCUACUUCCCUAGUCAUGAUCAUAUUUUAGGAUUAUAUGAGAGACACGGCUAAAAGUGCAUUACAGGAGGGCUCCAGCACUGCGUUACUGGCAUUAGUAUUCUCGUACUAAAUCACACUUUAAUCGGUUCCAUUUCCUCACAAGUGGAACUGUGCUGAGAGCAAGUGGAACUGUUACUCAAGUGGACCAGUAACCGUGCAAACAAUUGUAUUUUUAGUUGUUUCUAAUAGCACUUUGCAGCUAGAAGAGGGAGAGCAAAGGGUGCAGAGCCAGGAGAGGGGAGAGAAAGAAUUAAGUGUGGUCCUGCCCCCUUCCCUCAGCCCGAGAGCAACGAUGCAGCUGCACCAGCCUCUGCCACCAGCGUGAGCUGCUAGCUUGUGGCAUUACAAUUAACAUAGCAUUAGAAUUAAAAGGAGAUUAAAUCUUUAUCCACAGUUAAGUGGGUACAGAAUGUAAUAGUACCAAACCUGGGAGAUUCAGAAACAAAACUCGGAGCAAGCUGUCAGGUAACGUACGUGAGACUACAAGGAAUUAGGAGUUGAGCAAAUCCUUGUCCUACACUAGAUUGGGUGGAAAGGAGUAACACUAAGGAGGUCUUUGAAGCAAUCAAUAUUUUAAAGCAAAUGGUAAGUUUGUCUUUGAAAGAAAAUCAACAUUUACAAACUGAUGUUGAAAAGCCAGGAGGCCAGUUACAAAUACAUGUAAACUAAUUCCCUUAAACUGACCUUUUCCACUUGAAAGGUCAAAUUGAAGACAAAAUAGUUUCUUCCAUUUCUGGCAGCAUUAAAGUUGCAUUUCUUGUUCUCCUGAACUCCUUCCAAGGCAAAAAAUUGUUGGUGUGGCCAGCAUGGACCAUUGCUGCUAGGAUUGCUUUAUUUAGAGCAGGAACAGUAACUCUGGGGAGAGGUUCCCAUAGUUCUAGAUGAGUUUCAACAAAAGGCAUGGAACUGAGAACCGUGCAUCUGCGUCAGGUGUGGCAGUGGCAAGAAAGAAUUUUGCUGUACUUCUAAUAAAGGUGGCAGGUUUUAGUUAAUAUGAAUCUAGUACUAGAUUAACACUCUCAGAUAAAUUAAUUUAGUAGCACGCAUCUACAAGAGUUUCUUGUCAACACAAAAGGGAAUGGUAUUACACAAGCAAAAUACAUAAUAGUGUGAAAUAUUUUGACUGGCCACGCGUGGUUUUAUCUCAAAUGUUCUUAGGUGUUUUUAAGAAGCUUAAUGUAUUAAUAGAUCCCAGGUGGCAAACAGUUCCUAAAAUUUUUAGAAAUGGGCCUUGCAAAUCAAGUUUUCCGGGUGCUGUCUUCUCGGCUGGUUCUGGCAUGGUGCUUUUCUACAGCCAUUUUACUCAGAAGUGCUGGACAGUAUUUAAAAGGAGCAGUACUAGCCUUGCCUUUCUCCUGUAUUGCUCGUUGAAUGAGGUAGGGUAGGUCAGGGAGAUUUUACCACACAGAUAGAUGCCUUUAUAAAGACCUACAAUUCUAUGCAACUUUCUAUUAACAAAUAAACAUUGAACUGUCUUCCAGCAUUAUGGUUCACUGCCGAAUCUAUUUACAUUUUCUACCUUUAUAUACACAAGAAGGAUAAACCAGUGCUUAACAGAUCUUAAUCUCUAGUCUGUAAAAGAAACGGGAAUGCUAUUUGUAUCUCUUUAAAGUACACUUUGUACAAAAGCUGAACUAAUAAAGGGUCUAUACCAUAA